Messenger RNA from Adelges cooleyi (spruce gall adelgid), 2727 nucleotides. RefSeq lists its product as uncharacterized. The transcript is spliced from 11 exons. Lineage: Eukaryota; Metazoa; Arthropoda; Insecta; Hemiptera; Adelgidae. Gene Ontology annotation, cellular component: Pwp2p-containing subcomplex of 90S preribosome; small-subunit processome. The coding region runs from base 489 to 2231 and encodes 580 amino acids. Gene Ontology annotation, molecular function: snoRNA binding; protein binding. The record is from RefSeq and is a predicted model, not a curated record. Gene Ontology annotation, biological process: maturation of SSU-rRNA from tricistronic rRNA transcript (SSU-rRNA, 5.8S rRNA, LSU-rRNA).
UUUUUCAGCAACAACAACAACAACAACAACAACACGCCAACGGGUUAACAAUAUGAUUCACAAUAGCGGCUGCAGCUGUACGGGCCCAGCAGCUGUUCAGUGAUAAGGCGAUAGAGCUACCGAUAACGAACAAUAUCAUAUGUUCUACGGCCGUAGAACGGUUAGCGCGUGUUGUGUUUGUUGUUGCCGCCGUCGCCGCCGCCGCCGGGUUUAUUAGUUUAUUGAUUGUGGGUGUCGCCCAACGCCCAAAGCAGAGCGCGCCAGAUGCACCGCCGCUCUUGUUACGUUGUUGGCUACCUAAAAAAAAACUUGAAAACUUUCGGCAAACGCUUUUUCGUGAGUACAUACUAAUACAAUAUAAUACUACAGCAGUGUCGUUGGUUUCCCAUAUGACCAAAACCGACAUCCGUCCGAGUGGGCAAAGCGAUUCCGUUGGACGCACACCGAGUAGGAAGUUUAGCGAUUAAAGCAGUCGAUAUCCGUUUAACAUGUCGUCGGACGAAAACGAUGUGGAGGGCCAAUUUAUGAAGACUUACGGAAUUCUGAAAGCUGAAGAAAUUAUUGCAGUGAACGACAGGCGUAAGGCUAUGACUCAGAAGAUAGCCCUUGGUUUGGCCACUAGAGAGGAAUUAAUACAGCAAAUAACUACCGAGUCGAAUUUAUUAGAAUUGUGUCAAAAAAAAAUUAGCCAAGAGUUAAACGAAAUAAAUAAUGACCAUGGUAUACUCGGAAUCAUUUCCAAUCGCAUAAAUCAUAUGUACAAUAAUUUGUUUCUACUCUUCAGCGCUACUAAUAAUAAUCUAAAAGAUUAUAUUGAGUUUUGUAUGAACAAUAAUUUGUUGGAUCUGUGUAGUCAACUAUUGAGAACGCUGAUGACAGGAAGUCAUAGUGAUCCAGAAAUAUACAUGACGGCAGCACGCUUUGAAUUUGACGAACGCACAGAUAUCGAACAAGCUCGAAAGUAUUAUGAACAAGGCCGGAAAGAACAUAGCCACUACAAAAAGUUGUAUUUGGACGAAGUAGGUAUGGAGAUCCAACAUCACGAAGGUGGUGCCAACAAUUAUGAUUUGUGUAUCGAGAAAUACCGAGCCGCAAUCAAUCACUUUAAAGGCGAUAUAACAUUCCACAUGCAAGUGUUAAAUAGUUCUUUGAUACAUCGAUCGGUUCACAGAAUCCAUUCGCUUAUUGUUUGUGAUAUGGUAGAGACGUAUAAACACAAUGAAUUACUUUGGCAUAAUUUGGCUCAAUUGCAAUUGAGAGGUUACAGCUACAAUCCUCAAACUCAGCGUUUGUCGUUUUCUAAAGAAUUCAUGGCAGUGCACAACUGUAUAAAUAUUUACGAAGACGUUUUAAAACAAAAUAUAUUACAAAUCAACAAACAGCAUUUGUGGGAACUGUAUUUGGACACUGUAAUAGAAAUACGUGAAUCGUAUCGUAUGCAAAACAAAUCUACCAAGAAAUAUAUGCACGAAACGUUGGAACGUGCAUUUCAAAACGCACACAUAAGUGGUGCAUUACUCUUACCGAAAUAUUAUUUGUACUGGGCUGAGAAUUCCAGCCCGAACGAUCGACGGGCUAUUUUAACGGGGGCGGUGAAAGCCUUAAAGAAAAGUUUGGAAUUGUGGACAGAACUGUUGAACCUGUACAUCACUCACGACUGUUUCGAAAAGCUCAUCGAGGUCUUUCAAGAAGGAGUUCGAGAGUUAAGAGACGAUUCCUUGCCUCUAUGGGAAAUUGUGAUUAGAUAUAUGCUAAACACACAUCCAAAAUUGGUUGAACAAUUGUAUAACGAAGGUUCACGCGUUAGCUACAAAGUAAUAGCGCUAGAGAUGAGACCAUCGUACCUGGACUGGUGCGUACUUCAAAAGGGAAUAUUUGCAGCUCGGGAGUUAUUCGAAGACCUCAAAAAUCUCGAGCCUCCUUGCCAAAGUUUAUACAUGACUAUGAUCAAUUGUGAGAAAGCCCAAACUAACGACGUCAGUAAAAUCAAGACCAUUAGAAAACUGUAUAACGACGCGUGCAACAAAUUUGGAAAGAUCGAUAUAGAGAUUUGGAUUGAAUGUAUCCGUUUUGAAUAUAUGUUUGGCAACCGGUUGUUAGUCGAUGAAAUUUACAAAGCAUCGUUAUUAUGUUUGGAAGACGACAAUAUAAAUAUAAUGAAAUCAAAAUUUAAUGCCAUCAAAAGUGAAUACAAGGAUGAUCUUCCUGAUAUAAUAGUAAUUGACGAUUAAAUAUUUACAAAUUGUAUACCACUAACCACUGUGUGUUCUUAUAUUUAUUUUAUUCUUUAUCUUUCUAUGCAGAACAAAUUUUUAAAUAUUUGCAAAAUGUUUGAUACUAUUUUUUUUAAUGUUUUUAUGAUGUUUUAGCACGAAAUUUAAUGUUUCGGUUUAUUUUUACUAUAUUUUUCAGUUAUUUGAAUAUGUUUCCAUUUUAGUAUGUACUUUUUUAGUAUAUUAAUGUGUAUGCCAUUUUAGUUUAUAGUAGUAAAUUAUUGUAUCUUCAGUCAUUGUAUCCUACAUUGUUUGUUGAGACUAUAAUGAAUAAUGUCUUUUAAAAAAAAAAUUGUUUGUUAUAAAUCAUACCUAGUAGAUUGUAAGAAACUGACGGCAAGUUAGAAUAUCUUCAACUGACCAAAAAGUUGUUUUACUUUUCAUCAGGCUACAGUUUAAAUUUGUUGCAUUAAUUAUAGUUUACAUUCCAUCCCAAAGAUGGAUAAUUUCUCCA